AUGCCCCGCAGAAGUUCCUCCAAGAGCACUUCCGAACGCGCCUCUGCAUUGAACGCAGCCGCAGCCACAUUUUCGCCGACUCAACUUUCUGUUGUCCAGCCCGUCGGUAUCGAUAUGCCCGACGCCAGCUCCGAUGGAGCGGAUUUCGUUCCGGCCGAGUAUGUCAAGGAGGGCGAGGACAUUUUGACGGUCGAUGGUCUAGCGGCGGAUGCUGAGACAUACGUGCCGUUUUCGGGGUUUCAGUUGAGGAGGGAGGAAAUUGAAUGGGAGGCGUUUCAGAUCCAAAAGGCAAAAUUGGAGCUCCACUCGACACAUAGGCUUGAGGUUGAGAAAGUAACGUUGGGCCUUUCCUUAGAAAUUGAACGGCUGAAGCAAGAGUUGAAUGCGAUCAGGAACUCGAAUAAUGGGAAUGGGAAUGGGAAUGGGAAUGGCAACGAGAAUAGAAAUGCGGUGGGUGGGGGCAAUGGAGAACCGCUCGCUUAUGCCGAGAAAGAAAAUCAGGGCGAUAUCGACAACGACGAGGAAGCGGAGAAACCUGAUGGGGAGGCCGUAGUCGGCAAGAAGAUAAUCGCAUUUCUCCGGCUGACAAAGGAUGUUCCUUACCCGCAUCGCCUGUAUGGUAAAAACAAUUACUCAAGCUGGCGGGAAUCGAUCCUUUCCAUUGCUGAGACUACAGGAUGCAGCCAUAUCAUCGAUGACGGGCAAAAAUGCUCUCCCUUCACGGACGAAAAUACGUACUUAUGGGACCAACAGAAUGACUGGCUGUAUGAUUUGAUAUGGAACUCGCUAAGUUCCCGGGCAAUGGAGUCGGUCACUCAUCCAAAGAGACGCUCUGCAUAUCUUCUCUGGAAUCAGCUGGAAUCUACAUUCCGUCAGCCGCUUGAAGAGGAGCGCCGCUCCAUUUUCCACAGCCUGUAUCUGUCUCACCAAACCAGUGAUAGGGAAUAUAUCAAACAGUUUCAGGAGGCGAGGAGGAAGCUGGAGAAGCUUGGAUUUCCAGUUCCUGAUUGGCUGUUAUAUGAUAUUUUGUAUGAGAGUGUUUCAAGCACUUCGCAAAAUAUUAUCCGUACAAAUUUUAUACUGAAACAAGAAGAGACGCCCAAGUCCGUGCCUCAGACUCUGGAUAUUGAUAUAUUGAUUGAUGAGCUGGUUGCCUGUUUACCCCAAGAGGGAAACGUUGUUAUUAUCAGCACUAUUUCGAGCGAUGACAGUAAUACUGAUCUGUCGUCCACCACAUCGCCCGUUACUCCGUCUACCACGAUCACUGGCAGAAUUAGGUCUACUUUCACAAACAACGCCAGCAGUGAUGGCGAUAAUACUCAUAGUCUAACAGCUGGGUCACACUCGAAGAAGAAAAACGGGAACAACGGACAACCCUCGUCAAACACAAAUUAUACAAACAGCAUGGAGACGACAAGCAACGACAGCAGCGGUAGCAAGGAUGAACGUCACCCGACCCACAUCCAAUCCCGACCAGACCCGACUGCCAAAUGCACAUUUUGCGCGCGAUCAGGCCAUGUGGCGUCCGUCUGCUUCUUAAAACACCCGGAACUGGCUCCUGAGCGUUGGCGUCGCCAGAACCAGCAAGCAAUAGAAUUCCGUCAAAAGGAGGUUCGGGGACGACAGCUGCGAAAUCGACCUUCCGCAGGCCACUCACAGCAGGACCAAAGCAAGAAUCGGGGCCGAGAUCAUAAUAAUAACACUAAUAAUAAUAAAAAGAACUCAAAGCCGGUAUCUGCCAGUCCGAGUCGUUCCAAUAAUGAUGUGAGCCAGGGCAUGAAGGCUAUUGCGAGCCAGUUUUAUGAAGAGAUGGACAAUGAAGUUUGAGAACCUUGCUUCCUUUUUACUACAUUGGAAUUCCUUGGACUACAUAGGAUUCUUUGGAUGCGGUUUGGCGUGAUGCACCCAACACGCGACUUGACCCUUGAUUCUGUUUGUUCUUGCAAUCUGCCGUCUUUCUUGCAUAGCCUUGCGCCACUCUUUCCGCUCCAUUUUUGUGGUUACUUUUUGCCAAAUUCGAUUGUGUUAUAGAAG
Histoplasma capsulatum G186AR is the source of this 2034-nucleotide messenger RNA. RefSeq lists its product as uncharacterized. The record is from RefSeq and is a predicted model, not a curated record. NCBI's taxonomy places the organism in Eukaryota, Fungi, Ascomycota, Eurotiomycetes, Onygenales, Ajellomycetaceae. The transcript has a single exon. The coding region runs from base 1 to 1827 and encodes 608 amino acids.